Messenger RNA from Bubalus bubalis (water buffalo), 1376 nucleotides. It is a transcript of the gene DCDC2C, whose product is annotated as doublecortin domain containing 2C. The record is from RefSeq and is a predicted model, not a curated record. Gene Ontology annotation, cellular component: microtubule organizing center; microtubule. The transcript has 10 exons. Gene Ontology annotation, biological process: intracellular signal transduction. The coding region runs from base 32 to 1156 and encodes 374 amino acids. NCBI's taxonomy places the organism in Eukaryota, Metazoa, Chordata, Mammalia, Artiodactyla, Bovidae.
GGCCGGGCGGCGGCGGAGGAGGUGCGCGGCCAUGGGCUCGCGCGCGCCGCACGCGCUGGUGGACACCACGCCCGCCAAGACCAUCGUGGUGUACCGCAACGGGGACCAGUUCUACGUGGGCCGCAAGUUCGUGCUGUCGCGGCGCCGCGUGGCCACCUUCGAGGCGCUGCUAGAGCAGCUGACCGAGCAGGUGGAGGUGCCGUUCGGCGUGCGGCGCCUCUUCACGCCGACGCGCGGUCGCCCGGUGCUGGAGCUGGACUCGCUGCAGGCCGGCGGCAAGUACGUGGCGGCCGGGCGCGAGCGCUUCAAGAAACUGGAUUAUAUUAAUAUAGUUCCCAGAAAGCCUGCAAAGAUGAGGAAGUUGAAGGAAAUCAAACCGGUGGUUCACUGUGGCAUGAGCGUGCCUUCCAGGUGGCAGACCUUCCAUCGCACAUCCCGACAAAUAAAUGUUUUCACAAAUGGAAGAUUAUUUAUUCCACCUGUAAAGAUUAUUAUACCCAAAUUCAGCCUGACAGAGUGGAACAGCGUGCUGGCCAUGGUUGGGGAGAAGGUCUUCCCUCUGGGAGGCGUUAGAAAACUGUUUACAAUGAAUGGACAUCUUUUGGACAACUCUAAGGAUUUGCAAGACAACCAUUUUUAUGUGGCUGCGGGACUGGAAGCCUUCAAGAAUUUCCCUUACUGGAAGUCCCUGAAGGUGCCGAGUGAAGUCCAACAAAAGUACACAGACAUGGAGAAACAUUCCCGAAGAAAGAAAAAAGAGGAUCCCAAGGUGAAAGACACUCAUAAACAGGACAACGUUUCACCCAAAGCACAGGAUUCUGUGUUUUAUGCCAAAGAAGGAAAAAAGAAACCAAAGGCAGAACCUUUAAUCCAGAGUGGGGCAGAUGGUGACGUGUUUAAAGCGCAGACUCCUAACCAGGAGACCCAAGGAGCCCCGGAAGUCAAGGAGGCCCCAGACGUGCGUGUGGAGCUGCCUGUGGACGGGACACCAGCCGAGAUCGUCAAAGACGCUGAAGAGACAAACAGACACACUGAUUUUGAAGGCAACAGGGAAAAAGAAGAUGAAAAUCUUUAUGAAGAUAAUGAAAGGAAGGUUUGUAUCAACAGAUUCUGUAGUUUUGUGUUUCCUAUUCUGAAGACAUACCUUACAAGAUAAUCAAAGGAUUCCCAAACCUUGUCAGGUGCUUCUUAGAAUAUAACAUCUGCGUCUCCAUCAUCCACCAUAGCUCUGUUCCCUAGAGGCAGAAAACCAACUCAGAGGAAAGGAAAUGUGAAGACAUUUCAAGCAGGUGGAUGGAUCCGCUGUAAAAGCAAAUAAAAACAGGGGAGGGAAGACUCCUAAUUUAGGGUCAUGUAUCAGGAGACGCCUCCCCCCU